AGAGUCCAUGAGGCAUUUUAUUUGUAAAUAUAUAUUACAUCUCUAAAAAAAGAAUCCCAGGAUUUUACCUCCUGUGUGUUUUCUUCUUGCUUCUUCAUGGUCCACGAUACCAGCUGAGGCUGUUAGUACAAUGAAACCAAACUGGCGGGAUAGAAGCAGAUUAUUCUGCCAUUUUUCCAGAUGUUUGAGUUGCACAUCAAAUCUGGGGCUGAUUACUCUACACUUGUUUAGCCUACCUGUGAGGUCCACAACAAUUUUUCCCAGCUCUGUGUUCAUCAAUGAUUCAAAUUUGCCAAUGUAACCAUACUUCACCAUUACAGUGAGAAACCAGAUGAUGAUUUUGGAGCACAGCCUAAUAAGAACCUGGCAUUUGCCUCUUCUUUUGGCAUUGUUGAUGCUCUUGAGAGCAUCAGGCAGGACAUUCAUGUGCACCAUUGUGGAGGCACGAAAAGAUGGCGGAAAGAGCCAAACGACAACCCUUUCAUUGCUCUUGACACCGUGGGUCAGGAAUUUGGGUAAAGCUCAUUUGGAUGGCUCAUUUUUGUUCCUCGUGGUGUUGGGAAGGCUUGACGAGAGCUAGGGAUCCAAGAAGGCCUCACUCAUGUAUUGGACACCUCAGUUCUCUUUCUCUGGACUUUUUUCUGUCCAAGUGGUUUCUGGAGAGGGCUAUAUUUGGGAGUGAUCUGUCAUACUUCUCUUUACUAUCAGAUUUCUAUCUUCAUCAUGCCAUCAUCACUCAGGCUAUCAUCAUCACCCGGUCUUAUCAGAUAUUGCCAAAUUAUAAUGUCAUAACUUACUAUGACUGUCCCCACUGUCCAUGAAAAAACACAGAAAGGAUUAGAUACUUCUCAGAGAGGUCCCUAUUCAUCUUUAUGGCCUCACUUUAGUCCUCUCAGAAGGUACUUUUUUUCUUCAAACUUGCUCAGUGCAAAUAUCCACCCUCAAUCAACAUCAACAUGAGUUGGUGUUACUCCAAUUCACUCCCCUCUUUCAUUUUUUUUUUUGAGAUGGAGUCUCGCUCUGUCACCCAGGUUGGAGUGCAGUGGCGUGAUCUUGGCUCACGGCAACCUCCGACUCCCAGGUUCACGCCAUUCUCCUGACUCAGCCUCCUGAGUAGCUGGGACUACAGGCACCUGCCACAACGCUUGGCUAAUUUUUUGUAUUUUUAGUAAAGACGGGGUUUCACCGUGUUAGCCAGGAUGGUCUCCAUCUCCUGGCCUUGUGAUCCGCCCGCCUCGGCCUUCCGAAGUGCUGGGAUUACAGGCGUGAACCACCGCGCCUGGCCUUCAUUCCCCUCUUUCUAUAACGCAAUCUUAGGAUGCAAAACCAAGCAAAGUCUGAGUUAAACUAUCUAAAAUAGCACUGUGGAGUCACAGCCAUGGUCAGGCCCCUCCACAGAACAGACUGGAUUUCGGAACCUAUGUCUCUCCCUGCCACAAGCAACUAGUCCAUAUGCAACUUGGAAGCAGCCACCGUGGAUCUUGGCUUCUUUCUUGCUUCCUCCUCAAUAGUUACUGCCACUGAUGUAGUGCUAAAGAGAUAGGAACAUCACUUAAAACCAUCUCUACACAUAAAUCCACUUAGAAUAAUUUUUUCCCCUGGAGGAUCUAUUAUUGAAGCACAAGGCUUUACAGUUUAUUCUACUGUAGACACCACAGGACACCAUGUUCUUCAGGUUAGAAUUGAGUACUUGAGAAACUAUAUGAAUAAUUGCUUGUUGAACAGUACACGUGAAUUAUCUCUAUUUUCCAGCUAAAGAUUGAGCCUAAAAUGAUUAGUAUUUUUGUAAUUUUGAACCAUUUGUAUUUGAAGUUGGAUUAGUGACAAAGUCUUAUUCAUUUUUCAAGUGUUAGUUCUAAGGGUUUCUCCCCAGCGUUGCUGCCAGAUAAUAUUGCACCUUUGCGCUAACAAGUAAAAAGCUGAUCCUCUGGAUUGAUGUCGUCUCAUGCCAGGGCUCCAGGCAGAGUGGGCUGGAGUUCAGUCCCCAGCCAUCUUCUUAGCAGGGCAUUCUAGAUGUUUAAUCUUUUAUGUUGACAUGUUGAUAUCACUUCCAUUAGCCAUUUGUUAGAAUUACUAAAUUAAAUUUACAUAAUUCAAGGAUCUAAAAAGACCAGAAGUUCAGUCAGAGCCAUUUUUCUGAGAUAUUUCUGCAUUCCUCUGAAGAAGAUAAUUUGUUCAAACUUAACAAAAACAGGUGUUAAAAUUGAGUAUGUUUUGAGAAUACUCAGACUUUUUUUAGUCUCAAGCCCUACAUGAAAUACAAUCCCUUAAAUCUUCCAAUCUUAGAGCUAGAAGAAAAGUUGAGCACCCUCACUUUACCCAGAGGCAAUUUUGUGCCCCAGAUGACAAAGCUCUUAGAUCUACUCAUUUGCUUAUGGCUCCACCAGUACUUCUAGGUCAGGCCCUCUUUCACCUGAAGGAUUAGCCAUACUUCUGGAACCAUUUUCCAGGUUCCUUGAAAUAAAUAUCUUCGCUUUGCUGGGGACCCUAGUUUCCUGUCAAGUAGUGAAUGACCCUUCUUUCCUCCCGCCAGCCACAGUCCCAUUUCACAGAGGAAGAGAAUGACCAGCAAGUCAACUUCUACUACAGAGAAGCAGCAACUGAUAAAAGGUCAAAUCUUACGAGGUGCCAACGUGAAGAAAAAGGCCCACUAUCCUGCAGCCAACUCAUAUCAAAAGUUAAUCUGUUUAGUCCUCUCUGCCGGGGCUAGUCUACAGUUUUUCUUUUUGUCUCCCUCUUGCCCCAUCACCAGGUGGUUGUCGUUGUCCUUCCCGGCUAGUUGCCAAUAAAGUUGUUACAAAGUGACCUUGAGUGUCUUCCUUGGUGCACCCGAAACCCCGCCUUCUUCAUCCGGGUGCUGCGGCGCGAAUAAGAGCCGGACCGCGCUUGCGCAUUCAGUCCUACUCCUUCGACCUCUGCCGCAGCCCGUGCCGCCGCCACCUCCCGGGAAGAGAGGAAGCGGGAGAGGAGCCCACGUCGCCUGUCACCCAAUAUUUCCAGCCGCGCAGCCCCGAAGAGUGUAAGAUGUUCGCCUGCGCCAAGCUCGCCUGCACCCCCUCUCUGAUCCGAGCUGGAUCCAGAGUUGCAUACAGACCAAUUUCUGCAUCAGUGUUAUCUCGACCAGAGGCCAGUAGGACUGGAGAGGGCUCUGCGGUAUUUAAUGGGGCCCAGAAUGGUGUGUCUCAGCUAAUCCAAAGGGAGUUUCAGACCAGUGCAAUCAGCAGAGACAUUGAUACUGCUGCCAAAUUUAUUGGUGCAGGUGCUGCAACAGUAGGAGUGGCUGGUUCUGGUGCUGGUAUUGGAACAGUCUUUGGCAGCCUUAUCAUUGGUUAUGCCAGAAACCCUUCGCUGAAGCAGCAGCUGUUCUCAUAUGCUAUCCUGGGAUUUGCCUUGUCUGAAGCUAUGGGUCUCUUUUGUUUGAUGGUUGCUUUCUUGAUUUUGUUUGCCAUGUAACAAAUUACUGCUUGACAUGUUCGCAUUCAUAUUAAUUACGGAUGUAAUUCUGUGUAUCUUACUGUGACUCCGAAAACUGUAGUAUUGGUGUCAUGGAAAUGUACGUUAUUUCCAAAGUCAUUUCAUUAAAGAUGAAAACUUUAA
Pongo pygmaeus (Bornean orangutan) is the source of this 3597-nucleotide messenger RNA. It is a transcript of the gene ATP5MC3, whose product is annotated as ATP synthase membrane subunit c locus 3. NCBI's taxonomy places the organism in Eukaryota, Metazoa, Chordata, Mammalia, Primates, Hominidae. The coding region runs from base 3025 to 3453 and encodes 142 amino acids. The transcript is spliced from 5 exons. Gene Ontology annotation, molecular function: proton transmembrane transporter activity. The record is from RefSeq and is a predicted model, not a curated record. Gene Ontology annotation, biological process: proton motive force-driven ATP synthesis; proton transmembrane transport.